AUGUCAAACGUUGUAGCUCCAACAAAAAGAGGUGUAAAGCAGUUGGGGAAGAAGCAGAAUGAGGCAACUUUUCUGCCGGAAAGUGACUCUCCUUCUCCACCUUCACCACCUACAGAAGAAGAAGAAGGAGGUGGUGAUGGCGGUGGCGGCGGCGGCGGUAGUGAGGGGAUAAGUCGCAGCAUGCGUUGUCGCUUCUCCCCAUUCGCGCCCCUAGCCUCCUCCUCCUCCACCCCUCGCAUCCUCCACCCGCCUCCCACAACCUCCGAAAGCUCAUCCGCUUGCGAAAAGAUAGAUUUGAGGGCUGGGGAAAUUAGCCGCCACUCUACCGCUGCCGUCGCCACUGCCGCCACCACCACCACCACCUUAACCGUCGCUGUUGUCGGUGAAAUGACUCAAAUAUACAAAAACUACCUGCAUCAUUAUCCGGGCACGCCAAAACCGUCUUCUCGCUUCACUUGGCAUUACCUUAGCAACAUUUUGGACAGGGGGACAGUGUGGAUGGAAAAAUGGGAGCGCGACCAACGUGAAGAGUCUGGGCGUCGCCGCGUGACGCCGCUCACCGACGCAUCAUGUCAGUCUAGACAACGGAUGGCUCGUGAUGUAUCGGUGGUUCCCCCGUUUGACGUGGAAACGAAGGUGUCAAUAUCUUGGCAACCACAACAGUCAGUCACUAGGGGGCCCUGGAUGAUGGUUCCCUCGUCGCCUACCCUGGAAUCAGGCCUCCCACUUCUGAGUCGUUGA
Molecule: messenger RNA, 741 nt
Organism: Mesocestoides corti
Lineage: Eukaryota; Metazoa; Platyhelminthes; Cestoda; Cyclophyllidea; Mesocestoididae
Source: the annotation of a GenBank genome assembly